Zea mays is the source of this 1869-nucleotide messenger RNA. RefSeq lists its product as uncharacterized. The record is from RefSeq and is marked provisional. Lineage: Eukaryota; Viridiplantae; Streptophyta; Magnoliopsida; Poales; Poaceae.
CCACCACCCACCACCGUCUCCCCGUUCCUCUCUAUCUCACACACAGACACACCGAGUAGAGGCGGCAGUUGCCAGCCAGCACUAGCAGAGCGCAACCCGUGGGCGGCAGCGGCACGCAAUGGUGUCGGAGAGGCAGCAGGCGGCGGGGAAGGUGGCCGCCUUCAACCUCACGGAGGCCGGGUUCGGCGACGGGUCGGACCUGCUGGACGACGACGGGCGCGAGAGGCGCACGGGGACCCUGGUGACGGCGAGCGCGCACAUCAUCACGGCGGUGAUCGGGUCGGGCGUGCUGUCGCUGGCGUGGGCGAUCGCGCAGCUGGGGUGGGUGAUCGGCCCCGUGGUGCUGCUGGCCUUCUCCGCCAUCACCUGGUUCUGCUCCAGCCUACUCGCCGACUGCUACCGCGCGCCGCCGGGCCCCGGCCAGGGCAAGCGGAACUACACCUACGGACAGGCCGUCAGGUCAUACCUGGGGGAGUCCAAGUACCGGCUGUGCUCGCUGGCGCAGUACGUGAACCUGGUGGGCGUCACCAUCGGCUACACCAUCACCACGGCCAUCAGCAUGGGGGCGAUCAAGCGUUCCAACUGCUUCCACAGCAGGGGCCACGGCGCCGACUGCGAGGCGUCCAACACCACCAACAUGAUCAUCUUCGCGGGCAUCCAGAUCCUGCUGUCGCAGCUCCCCAACUUCCACAAGCUCUGGUGGCUCUCCAUCGUCGCCGCCGUCAUGUCCCUCGCCUACUCCUCCAUCGGACUCGGCCUCUCCAUCGCAAAGAUCGCAGGUGGGGUGCACGUUAAGACGUCGCUGACUGGUGCCGCCGUGGGGGUGGACGUCACCGCGGCCGAGAAGGUCUGGAAGACGUUCCAGUCGCUGGGGGACAUCGCCUUCGCCUACACCUACUCCAACGUGCUGAUCGAGAUCCAGGACACGCUGCGGUCGAGCCCGCCGGAGAACGUGGUGAUGAAGAAGGCGUCCUUCAUCGGCGUGUCCACCACCACCGCGUUCUACAUGCUGUGCGGCGUGCUGGGCUACGCGGCGUUCGGCAGCGACGCGCCGGGCAACUUCCUCACGGGCUUCGGCUUCUACGACCCCUUCUGGCUCAUCGACGUCGGCAACGUCUGCAUCGCCGUGCACCUGGUCGGCGCCUACCAGGUCUUCUGCCAGCCCAUCUACCAGUUCGUGGAGGCCUGGGCGCGGGGCCGCUGGCCCGACUGCGCCUUCCUCCACGCCGAGCUCGCCGUCGUCGCCGGCUCCUCCUUCACGGCCAGCCCGUUCCGCCUCGUGUGGCGCACCGCCUACGUCGUGCUCACCGCGCUCGUCGCCACGGUCUUCCCAUUCUUCAACGACUUCCUGGGGCUCAUCGGCGCCGUCUCCUUCUGGCCGCUCACCGUCUACUUCCCCAUCCAGAUGUACAUGGCGCAGGCCAAGACGCGCCGCUUCUCGCCGGCGUGGACGUGGAUGAACGUGCUCAGCUACGCUUGCCUCUUCGUCUCGCUGCUCGCCGCCGCGGGCUCAGUGCAGGGGCUCGUCAAGGAUCUCAAGGGAUACAAGCCAUUGUUCAAGGUCUCCUAAAUAAGGGACUGCUGCAUGGCAUGUGUGCGAUGAUCGAUUGGAACACUGUUAGUUAUACAUUAGCUAGCUGCAGGAAUGAUGGAACGAAUUAACCAUGAGUCUGAAACGUGCAUUCACUGCAUAUAUAUAUAGCGAUACAGCCAUGGAAGGAUCGGAGGAUAUAUGGUGUGCUGUGAAAAGCCAAUGUUUUGUUCAAGUACGUACGUAGCCUACUAAGUCAGUAGUGAUAUGGUUAAUGGUUUGGGUUUGAACUUUAAAAUGUAUAUGUAACUCCAUCGAUCUUAAUUACGUACUUUAGC